UCCACGUAGGUAACUCCAAAUCCACAAAAAAAACAAACACACACCCAGAAUUUCCCUCCAUUUCGUCUCCCCUUCCCUCAACCGUCACCUUCCUUCUCUCUCAUCCUUCGGCUGCACAAUGACCUCCAACCCGGGCCCACCAAGAACGGUCCAACCGGGUAGGAUUCGGGUUCUAAAAGCGGGUUCAAACCCGAAUGGGCCGGUGGUAUACUGGAUGUUCAGAGAUCAACGGGUGAGAGAUAACUGGGCAUUAAUCCACGCUGUUGAUGAAGCCAACAAAAGAAAUGCUCCAAUUGCAGUUGCAUUUAACCUUUUUGAAAGUUUUAAGGGUGCAAAUGCCAGACAUUAUGGCUUCAUGUUGAGAGGUUUGAAGAAUUUGCAAGCUUCUUUGUACAAUUCCCUUAAUAUCCCUUUCUUCCUUUUUCAGGGAGAUGUUAUAGAGAUGAUACCAAAUUUUUUGGUAGAAUGUGGGGCUUCUUUGCUGGUGACUGAUUUCACACCGUUAAGGGAGAUUCGAGGAUUUAAAGAUGAAAUUUGUAAGAGAGUGGGUGAUUCUGUGUCUGUACAUGAAGUUGAUGCUCACAAUGUGGUACCUAUUUGGGAAGCAUCAAGCAAGUUGGAGUAUGGGGCUAGGACUAUUAGGAGUAAAAUAAAUAAGUUGCUUCCUACUUAUUUGAUUGAUUUUCCAACCCUUCAACCUCCAAGUAGGAGAUGGGCUUCUUCACCUCCUGCCAUAGAUUGGGAUCAGCUCAUUGAAGAUCGUCUCAAAAAGGGAGCAGGGGUGCCAGAAAUUGGUUGGUGUGAACCUGGUGAAACUGCUGCAUUGGAAGUUUUGAAGGGUAGCCAGAAUGGGUUUUUAACAAAAAGGUUGAAGAACUAUUCUACUGACCGGAAUAACCCAUUAAAACCAAGGGCCCUAUCUGGACUCUCUCCAUACCUGCAUUUUGGCCAAAUAUCUGCUCAACGUUGUGCCUUUGAGGCACGUAAUGUCCGGAAAGUUGCUCCUGAGGCAGUUGAUGCGUUUUGGGAAGAAUUAAUUGUCCGUCGAGAACUUGCUGACAACUUUUGCUAUUAUCAACCUCACUAUGACUCGCUUAUGGGAGCAUGGGAGUGGGCACGUAAGACAUUGAUGGAUCAUGCUGCUGAUAAGAGGGAACACCUGUACACGAGGGAGCAAUUGGAGAAGGCACAAACUGCUGAUCCGCUAUGGAAUGCUUCUCAGUUGGAGAUGGUUCAUUUAGGCAAGAUGCAUGGAUUUAUGCGCAUGUACUGGGCAAAGAAAAUACUUGAGUGGACAAGCGGACCUGAAGAAGCCCUUGCGAUAGCGAUCUACUUGAAUGACAAGUAUGAGAUAGAUGGUAGAGACCCAAGUGGAUAUGUUGGCUGCAUGUGGUCUAUUUGUGGAGUGCAUGACCAGGGAUGGCGAGAACGCCCAGUAUUCGGUAAAAUUCGUUACAUGAACUAUGCUGGCUGCAAAAGAAAAUUCGAUGUCGAUGGGUAUAUUGCAUAUGUGAAGAAGUUAGUUGUUGAGACCAAGAAACGAAAGGCUGAGACCGAGAUCCCAUCUGGUAGGAAGGAGAAAGAACCUCGUUGCUGAUACUGAUACAGUGAUACUGCUGUUCGAGUGCAUUCAUUUAGGCCAGGGUAUUUGCUUAUUGUUAUGUGACAAUCUAGACUUAGGGUAUGCCUCAUUUUCUUUGGCAGAAAGAUUAGUUUAGAGCUUUAACUUCUUAGCAAUUUAAAGCGGAUGAAGCGCUAAUGCCUAAUAGUGUAGUUGACUGGCUAGCAGCACCACUUGAGCUAGUUACUUGCUCGCCUAGAUGAGCUAUCAGAUGGUAGCCCUGCAUACAGGGAUUGCUUAGUGACUUUUAACUAAACUGGUAAUUUGUAAAGAAUGGAUGAGAUCAAAGAUUUCUUCUUUUGGGCGAAA
Messenger RNA from Beta vulgaris subsp. vulgaris (sugar beet), 1930 nucleotides. RefSeq names its product deoxyribodipyrimidine photo-lyase. Gene Ontology annotation, molecular function: deoxyribodipyrimidine photo-lyase activity. Lineage: Eukaryota; Viridiplantae; Streptophyta; Magnoliopsida; Caryophyllales; Amaranthaceae. Gene Ontology annotation, biological process: photoreactive repair. The record is from RefSeq and is a predicted model, not a curated record. The transcript is spliced from 9 exons. Bases 119 to 1597 code for a protein of 492 amino acids.